ACUCAACUUCACUCUCCCUCCCUCCACUUACGAUCCUCCUGUCGGUGACCCGGUUGUUUGCUCGAUCGCCGUCUCUCCUGGCCUCAAUUCCCUCCGUGCAAUCCGACGCCAUGAUCUGCUUCCAGUGCCGGGCUGUGCCCGCCACUCUCCGGUCUUCCAUGACCGCGGCCACCAGAAUCCCCAUCUCCGCACACGCCGCCGCCGCUGCCCGCGCAUCAACAGCAAGAGCCGCCACCACCACCACCACCACCUCAAUCCGUACCCUCAUCACCUCCUCAUCCGCCUUCUCUCCCCUUCGCGCACAGCUCUCCCACCAACCACGAACCCCCUCCACCAUCCUCUCAACCUCCGCCUUCCCCCACUCCUCCACCAUCACAUCUCCCGCUGCUCAGCAACAAUCCCGAUCCUUCUCCGCCAGCGCCUGCCUGCUCGGAAAGCGGUCAACCUACAACCCGUCGCGACGGGUGCAGAAGCGGCGCCACGGGUUCCUGUCCCGGGUCAAGACCCGGACUGGACGGAUGAUCAUUCAGCGGAGAAAGGCCCGCGGCCGGAAGAACUUGAGUUGGUAGAUCUUUCGGUUCUGGUCAUCCUGAGGGGGUGGGGGGAGACGGUGGUGGCUUGUUUCCGUCCUAAGUGAACCUUUUUGCUGCGCCAAUGGGUCGUGCGUGUAUCUCGCUGAGGGGGAUUCGCCCGUCUCUUCUUUUGUUCUUCUGUUGUGUUGUGUUGUGCUGCAUAUUCUUUUGAAGGUUGACUCGCAUUGGAUGUCUCGGGGGCUCUCGUUACGAGAGGGUAUAUGGGUCUUCGAGGGGAUGGGUAGCCUGUGGGUGGAAGAUCUCAGUUAGGAAUGCGUUUGCGUGCUUCGGCUUAGAGGAAGUAUGUUAAGUGUGGUGCUCAGCUGUGGUCGGGUGAGGAGAGUGCGUUUGUCGGCGGGUGGAUGAUGGUCUCGAUUGAGAUAUGAUGGUUGUAUUCUACCACCUUUUUCUUUUUAUAUUUCCUAUUUUGUACCAUAUACAUACAUACACCUUUGGCAUGGAUCCUUACAUGUGCGAUCG
This is a messenger RNA of Aspergillus japonicus CBS 114.51, 1052 nucleotides long. Its product is annotated as mitochondrial 54S ribosomal protein bL34m. Gene Ontology annotation, molecular function: structural constituent of ribosome. The record is from RefSeq and is a predicted model, not a curated record. Gene Ontology annotation, cellular component: mitochondrial large ribosomal subunit; ribosome. The transcript has 2 exons. The coding region runs from base 159 to 569 and encodes 136 amino acids. Lineage: Eukaryota; Fungi; Ascomycota; Eurotiomycetes; Eurotiales; Aspergillaceae. Gene Ontology annotation, biological process: translation.